Exophiala xenobiotica is the source of this 802-nucleotide messenger RNA. RefSeq lists its product as uncharacterized. NCBI's taxonomy places the organism in Eukaryota, Fungi, Ascomycota, Eurotiomycetes, Chaetothyriales, Herpotrichiellaceae. The record is from RefSeq and is a predicted model, not a curated record. The coding region runs from base 153 to 686 and encodes 177 amino acids. The transcript is spliced from 2 exons.
CAAUGCGUGCGUCUGGCUCCGUCGACCUUGUGGUACAGUAACACUGACAAUCGGGUGCUCUUCGCUGAACCUUUCGUGGUCUUCAUUUCAAUUCUCUCGUUACCGGACAUUUUUCAGCUUGAGUAUAUCAACAUCCAUCCCUUUUAAUCAAGAUGCAGCUUACAAGUCUCCUCCUUGCUUCGUUCGCCUCUUUGGUGGCAGCUCAAACAGCAACUUCUUCAGCUAGCACUUCCACAACCUCGUCGAGUUGCGCCGCUCAAAAUAUCCUUGAUGCCUGCAAGGCAACGAUCCAAGGCCAGGUCAACUCCUGCAGCCAAACCGACUACUCCUGUCUGUGCACACAGUAUGGCAACCUCCUGACAUGCUAUAAUAACUGCCCAAACGAUGCCGGCGUUUUUACAGUCCAACAGCAACGGGAACAGAAUUGCAACGCUGCAUCUGUGUACGGCACUACGACCACGUUGGGUACCGCCUCCGCCACCCAAACCUCAGCGAGCCUUACUGGCAGCACCGAGUCCGCCUCCGAAACUGCAAUCCAAACCGGCUUUGCCAGCUCUUCCGAAACUGGUGCAGAUGCAAGUGCCAGUGCAACUGGCAGCUCUUCCACCGACAAUGGUGCUGCUGGCUUGGAAAUUGGCCGUUGUUUGAUUGGCGUGGCUCUUGCUGGGCUUGGCCUAGUGCUGUAAAAAUGUUGGAAUAAUGUCGAUGGCAUAACUUACUUGCAUUUUGGUUGGAACAGGAAAGAAUACAUUGUAUUCAGAGGUCUCGGAAUAGCUUGUAAUGGAAUCAGUAAUUCAACGCG